Pocillopora meandrina is the source of this 2548-nucleotide messenger RNA. The record is from the annotation of a GenBank genome assembly. Lineage: Eukaryota; Metazoa; Cnidaria; Anthozoa; Scleractinia; Pocilloporidae.
UCGUUUCAUCUGUGUGUUCUUAAAUCGAAAACCACUGAAGCUAGCCACUAAGGACUUAAACUCCCUUGUGGUUAGAACGGUGAGUGUUUCAAUAAUAUUAGAAAUUUCUGAGUGCUCAUUUGGCACACUGCUUUGGAGUCUACUACGGAUAGCCCUUGGCAACUAAUUAUCCAAUUUCCAAAUGCUUAAUUUAAUACUGUUACCAAACCAUUAACUGAUUUUUAAAGUGAAAUUGUCAACGACUUGCCUCUGUGCAAGAACUCGAGUGAUCCCUUUGUUUAGGGGACACUUAGCUUGGUCCUUAGCACAGGGAUGCUACUGAGAUUUUAGUUGCAGCUGCAUUUUGUGUGGUAUCAGAAAAGUAAUAUCCAAGUCUGAAUUAGAUAUUGUUUAGGCCUAUAGAGAUGUAGCUGUAGGAUUCUGUGUGAUAGAUGGACAAUUUUCUCCAUUCUCUAAUGAACAUACUGCUAGUGGGACUUUUGAAAUAAGGUUCUUCCUUGAAUAUGCAAAAUAAUGACAGGAAUAUACAAAAACAAGUUUGUUAUAUUUAAGCUCAGUGCAAAGUAGGGAAAGUUUAUUUGAAGGUUUGAUGAGUUGAUAGUGUACAUUGUAGAACAUCCCAUGCUUCUGUCCAUCAAAUUGACUAAGAGGUAAUUGUUUUGUCUGGACAGGAAAAAUGUCUGCCGACUUGCAGUGGAUAAUUGUAAGGAACCACUCCUGUUUCUUGUUGAAAAAUCAGGGAGCCACAUUUUCAAAGGUAUAUUUCACAGGCAAUUAUUUUGUCGCAGGUUAAAAAAAGUAGUUAAACUUGUGUUAAUUGGUGUAAGUUUCUAAAGAAACUGUGGUGCUAUGUCAAUGGGGUUUAACAAGAUAGUUUGGUUUUAUCAACAUAGUUGAUAAUGUAAAUGGGCCAUGGUAAAAAGUUAGUGAGAGUAAAUCUUGAGUUAAUUAACUUUAUCAGAGCAUGAUGAUCAUGAGUUACCUUAUCAUUUAUUGUUAGGAACCACUAAACCUUACUGGAAGGAAUGCAUUCAAACAUUGUGGAUUGGUGAACAAAAAGGUAAGAUUGUGUUUAAUAUUUAGACUAUUAUCUUACCCAUUAUGAAAUCACUCAAUUGGCCCUUUGACCCCUAAGGGUGACUUCUAUCCUAUUUCUCUCUACAAUAUCCUGUGAAUCACUUGGUAAGGUCAUGAAAGUAAAGGAAAUGAUCACCAACUAGAGAGGCUCUUAAUUGUUAAACAAAUUCUCCUCGUCAGCACCUUAGGAACUGUACAGAGGACACUCUAGACAACAUGCAUACUGAUGUGGGUGUAAACGGUAAAUACUGGUUGUGAAGUCCUGUGUCACUAUGGUGACCUGUGAAUGGGGUAUUUCUGUCCUGCAUCGUAUGGGCGAUAAUGUACUUGUGAAAGGUACUUGAGUUGUCAAUGUAGCUUGAAUGAUAUUGCCAGGCACAUACUUGGGCUGCAGAAUUGCAAAGAGGAGGAAGUAAUGAAUUUUUUUAGUAGGAAGGAGUUUUUAGUGGAAUUUAUUAAGUGAAAUAAUUGCGUGCAAGUGCAUCUCUGAAUAUGCUCUUGUCACAUUUCAGUCCAUUGGAGUUACUCCUGAACCCUCUGGCAAAGGUGUUGUCCUCACCAUUAAGAAGAAGAAGUGUAAGUUGAAGUGAUUUUUUUCAUCUUAUUUGUGAUGCUUCCCUUCAUAAACAUUUAGUUACUCUAGUAUUUUAAGGUUCAGGCUUUAGUCAUUUACAUACAUGCAAUACCCAAAAGCUUCAAAUUACUGGUGAACAUUAAGCCCCAUUGGAAAUGAUUUUCUACCUGAAAUAUUAUAAUCUUAAACUCUUAGUAACACUGUGGUGAAAUUGUGGAUAUACUUUAAGUUCUAACGAGGGGUGUUGAUAGUUUAAUUUUUUUAAUGGGCUAUUUCAUUGUACAUGUGUGGAAUAAAAUGAGCCAUUGUUGCCACUAAUGUCCUCCCCAAUUGAUGCACCUACAGUUCAGUAAGUUACUGUGGCAUCUCAGUGUAUGUAUUUUAUCAUUUAUACAUAUAGUGGCUGAGAAAUGUGCAUGACUGGAGCAAUUGGCUGGAUUUGUUUCCUAGUUAUCCAGAUUUUGACAAGUUGUCCUGCCCAUUGCAUUUUCUAAAUGUUAUGUUGAAUGUAAAUAUUAGUGCAAAAUAACGUGAGUGCAUUAUCUGUGGACUAAGUGAAGUAUAGCAGAGCACCUUCACCUUGGACAUAACUUUUGACAUUUUCAUUUAAUUUGUACUGUGAAUUUCAUUGGGAAGUAACUCUUUCUAUUUAUAGGAGUUAGGUUUAGUGGUAUUUGUUUCCUUGCAGAUGCCAACAAGCCCUCUAAGGUUACCUCCAAGGUGACUUUGGCUCGUGACUCUCGUCGCACCAUCAAGACCAUUAAGAACCUGUGUGGCAAGAACUAUUACCGACAGGAUCUGGAGGAUGCAGCUGUCAGGAGGGCAUGUGCCAUCCUCCGCAGCCAAAGGACUGGCACUGGUGUGCAGAAGAAUCGUACUCGCAGAAAGCGCAACUGA